Messenger RNA from Condylostylus longicornis, 576 nucleotides. RefSeq lists its product as uncharacterized. NCBI's taxonomy places the organism in Eukaryota, Metazoa, Arthropoda, Insecta, Diptera, Dolichopodidae. The transcript is spliced from 2 exons. The record is from RefSeq and is a predicted model, not a curated record. Bases 1 to 576 code for a protein of 191 amino acids.
AUGACACAACAUCAACAAGCUUCUGCUCAAACCACUGUACCAACAACAGUACCUACAACACCUACAUCACCAGCUACAUCACCAACAACAUCACCACCAACGACAUCACCACCAACGACAUCACCUGUUACACCUGGAACAACAACACCGACAGCACCAGCCCCACCAAAUCCACCAUCAUUUACUACUUGUAUAUUUAAUAGUUGUAUUACAAUACCAUCGAAAGGUUCAGGAAUGACUAUACCACCUAUGACAAUGCCACCUAUACCAACUUUUCCACCAACAAUACCACCAAUUCCAACUUUUCCACCAACAAUACCACCAAUACCAACUUUUCCACCAACUGUACCUAUGACUUUACCAGCUUUGUCUUUACCCUUACCAGCAAUGUCUUUGCCACCAGUAUCCUUACCACCAAUGUCCUUACCACCAAUAUCCUUACCCUCAAUAUCUUUACCAUCAAUACCAUUAACUUUACCGUCAAUACCUAUGACUAUACCACCAAUAACAAUGCCACCAAUGACAAUACCUCCAAUGACAAUUCCUCCAAUAACUUUACCAACAAAAUCAGGAUAA